UUUGAAAGAUAUUAACCGAAUCUUUUAACGCUAUGUGUACUUUGUUGUCUUUCAGUCAUACUUACACAUUUUACAAGAUAUUCCAAAUGUACAAUAUAAGAAUUACAGAAAUUUCAUAUAAGUCGCAGCGAGAGCGCAGCGCAAUCGCCGUCUAGUGAAAAGGUUCCCCACAAAUACCCUGGUAACCCAGAGAAACGCAAAGAUACGGGUAGAUCAAAAACCAAUUUCAAACCUAAGCUGAAUUCAGGCGCUAAGCAAACAUAGCUUACCCAAGCAAUUAAAAUGUCAAAGUCCAUUCAUUCCAUGUCCGGGGCUUCGCAGGACCCUACACAUUAUAACUCAGUAGGCAUUUCGUGCGCAAAUGUUUUGCACAUUGAUGUUUGUAGACGGUGUUUUGUCACAACAACUGUAAACUGAAGGAAAACUAUCCAAACAGUUAUCACGAUAUGGUGUAAUACGUGUCGAAUGUUUGGACAGUGUUUGUUAAAAAUCAACGACUUGUUUUUGCUCACGGUGGACAUACAAGCCGGUAUUUACAAAGAAACUCCAUUUUCAAACCCAGAAUUUGGUGUCAAAAGGUGCAGUGUUUUUCAUAAACUCUGUCACAUAUGGCCAAAUAUGUUACCAGGAUAGAGCUAUACAUUUGUCAAAGCUUGGUUAAUAGCUUUUUAUUUAUAGUGUGAAUUGUUACUGUAGCAUUUUCACCUAUCAGAUCUGUUACUUCGCGAUCUAAAAAUGAUAAUCUGUGUUGGCGUUUGUCGAAGAUUUAAAAGUAAUAUAGCUGUUGAACGUUUGAUACGAGUUACACGUGCCAGACUUGGUAUGUCGGAGCGAAGGUUGGAUUCUGUCCUGUAGCCCAGUUGUUAUGAGGUAGGAAAAAACGUAUGGUGAUAUCCGGGUGGAUUUGUAACGUCUAGUAGGGCCAUGUUAAUUUCAUUAUAUGGAUGACAUCCACGUGCGCAUCACUUUUUGUCGAUUUCCAAAAAGCUUUCGACUGUAAAUCGUACAAAGUAGAUGAAAAUGGGCAAAACGUACCGUAUGCUGUAAAUUUCAUUAUAUGUUAAUUUCAUUAUAUGAAUGACAUCCACGCGCGCAUCAGUUUUUGUCGAUUUCCAAAAAGCUUUCGACUGUAAAUCGUACAAAGCAGCUGCAUCAUGAGUAAAUAUGCCGUAUACUGAAAACAAAAUCCGAAAAAGGAUGCUAAUAUCAAAGAACGCCAUUAUGAAUUACAAGCCAAAGAAGAAGGUAUGAAAAAUGAAAAAAGAAGAAUCCUGGUAUUGCCAUUUUCGAACUUUCAUAAUAAGCUAAAUAAAGGCAUUGGGGACAACUUAUUUCUCAUUCGCACGCUCGCAUCAGUUCCUGAGUUCAUUGAGGGUGCCACCCAUAUAAUCAAAUCAACGUGGCCUUCAGGGAGGGGUUGUAUUUGUAUGGAUUCGUGCGCAUGCGUGUCUGAGUAUAUUAGUUCUGCACGAAACGUUUCUUAUGCAAACCGUUUCAUAGUUACAACAAAUACAACUCGGAACUGUUGCAGACGACAGUUUAGGAAGCGUUUCUAGCAUGCUUUUUCAAUAACCGGGUUCCUUCUAAAGAACGGGAAAACAUAAGCCAGAGAGUACAGUUUUGAAUGUGACGAAUAUUGGACCUCCCUUAGUACUCUAUAGCCAGGACGGUUGUAAGAUGUCAAGUCAGUGGUUGCAAUACAGUGAGCGUUAUUUCAAAAUUGGUAGGUGCCCUGAGCAAUAUCAAACUUUCCUCGAAAACUACCACGGAUCCGAGAAAACAGUUGGUUGAUCAGUAGAGAGAUGGAAACCUGAGGAGUUUUCAUCUAAAACAAGCGGUUUCUUCAGAGAUCAGCAACGACAUCAAACAGAAGUAGUUGAACCAGACUCUUUUUGGGGCUCUACUUGAAACCACUACUACUGGUCUUUCCCUCGUUGUUAUGGAGCUCCGGAUUGUGACUAACAAAGUCCUGGCGGUGAACUUGUUGAUCCUGGGUUCUGUAGCCGGUGUGUGCAGUGGAGUCAGCUUCCUGGUGGCGUUAGACAUCGGUAGUAUCUUUUCCUUCGUCGCAGCCUUCACGGCACUUAUCAUCGGAAUCCUCACUAUAACGGAGAAUGAUCGCUUGGUGUGGAUGGCCAUGGUCCUAGCCUAUGGUUAUGAAGCCGUCUGUUUGCUGCACACCCUUGUGUUCUUGGGCAUCGUGAUCGGAGCCUGCAACUCCAGUCUAUACCUUACGACAGAAAAGGGAGGAUGCAGCCGUAGCAAGGAGUUUACCGGUAUCUACGCCUUCAACAUGGCGCUGACUCUAACCAACGGUGUUUUGUGCGCGCUACUCAUUCUCAACGUCUGUGGCUGUUUCAACAAACGAACCGAGAAGGCACGCCCCAUGUCCAGGCCAGUCACCAAGACGAAACAACGUCCUCGGUCUCAACCUCAGCCCCAAACACAAACACGGACACGGACAAAGAAACAGACACACACACAGCAACAGACUGAGACAAAGACACUGACACAGACACCGACACAAACUGAGACUGAGACAAAAACAAAGACACUGACACAGACACCGACACAGACACAAACUGAGACUGAGACAAAAACAAAGACACAGACACCGCAUAAGACGGUUCCGGCCCCCACAGAAACAGCCGUCCCUGAUACCAAGAAUAAGAGGACCAAAAAGAGCAAGCGGCCGUCCUCCAUCUAUAACUGGCCUUCAACUCCGAUACUGAGCCCUUCUCCAGGACGCUAA
This is a messenger RNA of Branchiostoma floridae (Florida lancelet), 2752 nucleotides long. RefSeq lists its product as uncharacterized. The coding region runs from base 1940 to 2752 and encodes 270 amino acids. The transcript is spliced from 5 exons. NCBI's taxonomy places the organism in Eukaryota, Metazoa, Chordata, Leptocardii, Amphioxiformes, Branchiostomatidae. The record is from RefSeq and is a predicted model, not a curated record.